This is a messenger RNA of Hibiscus syriacus, 484 nucleotides long. RefSeq names its product protein transport protein Sec61 subunit gamma-like. Bases 75 to 284 code for a protein of 69 amino acids. Lineage: Eukaryota; Viridiplantae; Streptophyta; Magnoliopsida; Malvales; Malvaceae. Gene Ontology annotation, cellular component: membrane; Ssh1 translocon complex. The record is from RefSeq and is a predicted model, not a curated record. Gene Ontology annotation, molecular function: transmembrane protein transporter activity. Gene Ontology annotation, biological process: protein targeting; post-translational protein targeting to membrane, translocation. The transcript has 3 exons.
UUAUAAUAGAUCCAUAGAUCUAAAAGUUUUCCGAACUUUCUUCCGAAGACCAGAGCAAAACCAGAAGAAAAGAAAUGGACGCAAUUGAUUCAGUUUUCGAUCCGCUAAGAGAAUUCGCUAAGGAUAGUGUUCGUCUUGUCAAGAAAUGCCACAAGCCCGAUCAAAAAGAAUUCACGAAGGUGGCGUUUCGUACAGCGAUCGGAUUCGUGGUCAUGGGAUUCGUAGGGUUUUUCGUCAAGCUCAUCUUCAUCCCCAUCAACAACAUUAUUGUUGGAUCUGGUUAGGAAGCACGAGAAUUGGUAUGAUUUCUCAGCAUCAGGGCAAAAGAUAGAUUUACAUAAUCUGAGUUCAUAAAGUAAUUCAAACUCAGACAUGGGGUUCUCUAGUUAUCUUUAUAUUCAAUUUUGUUGCAGAUGAUUUUUGUUUUAGUAUUGUAAUACUCCUGUUGAAAAAAAAACCACAAUCUGUUGCCACUUUUGGUCAA